Aphanomyces invadans is the source of this 1122-nucleotide messenger RNA. RefSeq lists its product as hypothetical. Bases 37 to 975 code for a protein of 312 amino acids. The record is from RefSeq and is a predicted model, not a curated record. NCBI's taxonomy places the organism in Eukaryota, Oomycota, Saprolegniomycetes, Saprolegniales, Verrucalvaceae. The transcript is spliced from 4 exons.
GCAAAAUUCCCCCGUCGGUUUGGGAAUUUCGCCACCAUGGACAACUCGAAUUCGACAUUCAAGAUCGACCACCCCGACGUGACGACGCUACAAACCGACGACCAUGCCAACAACCACACGGUAAAGCCCGAGUCCAGCGAUGGUGACGCCACGUCCCAGAGCGGCCGCAGUGGCAAGAAACGUGGGCCGUACCGGACCAAGGACGUAAUUGCUGAAGAACGGGCCAAACUCGAGGCCGCCCGCAACAUGAAGCGCAUGAAGCGAAUGAUGGAAGCAAAAGCCAAGGACGAGAAACGCAGGCUUCGUGAACUGCGACGACAAGCGAAAGCUUCCCUCGAUCCAUCCGUCAAGCGCUCCAAGAGCCUGUGGAGCCCCGAAGCAACGCAAGCUUGCGUACAUGUGUCGUUGGCGAUUCGAAAACAAUACGACGCCAUUCGAGACGAGCGACCACGAUGGCAACCAUUCUAUCUCGAUCACCUCCAUCAACACGACGAACCCGCCCUGGCCCUGUGGAAACCCGACGAAAUUCGCCGACAUUUGGACGAGCUGUUGUUUCAGUUUCAGCACGAGCGCGAGCAUUUGCGUGUGGGCCUCGAACCUCAAGUAUUUGAUGAUAUUGCCGAGCUAGCGGAGCUUGGGCUCACUCCGAUCCGUCCCCCUGGGUUCUUGGACGAAGUGGGAUUGGACCCGACUUCGUUUAUCAUUGAAGACACCAAGAAGUAUGACUUGAAGGACAUGACGUUGGCGGAAUCAAAUCAAGCGAUCAUGUCGUUCCUGGCAGAGCAAAGCCGACUCGCGCAGCAGAAUCAAAUGUUGUUCAUGCAACAGAUGCAACAACUGCAACAGCAUCAAGCCCAGCAAUCGGCGCUUUUGCUUUCAGCGCUCGAGUCCCUUGGUGCUUCGCGAAAAGCAACGUCUAGCCCUCACAGUGGUGGCAGCGAAGUCCAGCGGGUGUCGCCCAACACGAUCAUUUAAGACCUCGCCUAAGAAGCGACGUGAAUGUGUUUCGUUGUCGGUUGUUGCACGCCGCAUUUGCCCCAUUGCAAGAAAUUGUGUAUUUAAUUACAUGGAUGAACUUGCUUUCGGUAAGAGAAUUUAACAAAACGGAAAUAAUUGCCCAUA